UACCCUAAUAACCUAAAGUCAGUCUUCUAAACUAAACCCCUCUCGCACUGCUGGCUGCUACUGCUCUUCCUUUCCUUUGGUUCGUUAUUUUUUUAUAACUUUGCCUCGUCUCACCGUUUCCAAUAGACGCCGGACGGCUCCUCAUCUUAAUCAUCCAAUCCAGUCCAGUUUGAUUGCGAUUACGCGUGAUGGUGGAGGGCGGUGGGGCAGCGUCGUACCCUGUGAUUUUCUUCGACGGCGAAAGGGAGUCGGACUUAGGAGACGUGAAUAUCAAUCCGAGGAUGGAGUACAAGGCGUUUCAGGUAUUGCUAAGCCAGAAGAUCGGGAUCUCGCCCAAUCAGAUCUCAAUUUAUAUGGUUGACCGGAAGAGGAUCCCCGAGUGGCCCUUCUCCGAGGAUCGCCGCCGUAUUCCAAUCACUGCUAAGGUUAACUUUGGGGCUAUUUCUCGCCUCAAGGACUGCUACUUUCUUGUCGUCUUGAAGAGGUCAAGAAAGUCGAGAAACCACCAGCGAAGGGGGCUUGAAUUUUAUCUGGAGAACAACAACCACCUUUUACCCCGAAGAAAUCUGCAGGGGCCACCGCCACCACCACCACUACCGUUUUACGAUGAGAUUGCGCCAACGGAUCUGGCUGCUUUGAAUUUCCGCCUGCAAAAUCAAUAUCAUGAUCAGAGGGAGAUGAGAAUGGGAUUGCUUGAUUUCUCUUUGGAGGGGGAGGAGGAGGAGGCAUCAUCAUAUUCAUAUCUGAACAUAGAUUCUUCUUUGGAUUGGAGAAGAAGAAGAAGUAACUACUACUGUGAAGAGUGCGCUAAUGAAGAGAACAAUAGGAAUAGCAAUAGGAUGGCGCCAUCAUUAUCAUUUCACCCCUGCAUUAACGAUGCUGUGAUAAUCGGUGGUGGUUUCAGGACCACUGCCGGUCCAAUUCGUCGCCCCCUGAGCAGAGCAGAGCAGAGCAGCUUUAAUUAGUCCCUUUUCCAGUUCAGGGAUAUUGCUGCUUUUCCUUCUCCAUUCCAUUUUAUUCCCUGUGCUGUGCUGUGAAAGAAAUCAAGCCAACAGUACAUUGGGUUUCUUCUCGCACUGAUGAACGAUGGAUGUCUUGGAAUUGAUUUAUUGUUGUCCCCUUUUCUUUUCUGAGAAAUAUACGAGCUGCUGCUGCGUCGCCCUUGAAGGG
Messenger RNA from Andrographis paniculata, 1170 nucleotides. RefSeq lists its product as uncharacterized. The transcript is spliced from 2 exons. The record is from RefSeq and is a predicted model, not a curated record. NCBI's taxonomy places the organism in Eukaryota, Viridiplantae, Streptophyta, Magnoliopsida, Lamiales, Acanthaceae. The coding region runs from base 189 to 965 and encodes 258 amino acids.